This is a messenger RNA of Sitophilus oryzae (rice weevil), 1048 nucleotides long. RefSeq names its product UPF0669 protein C6orf120 homolog. The record is from RefSeq and is a predicted model, not a curated record. The coding region runs from base 38 to 631 and encodes 197 amino acids. NCBI's taxonomy places the organism in Eukaryota, Metazoa, Arthropoda, Insecta, Coleoptera, Curculionidae. The transcript is spliced from 4 exons.
UUCUUAACCUCAAUAUUUUGGUGAAGUUGGUGGAAAUAUGGUGGAAAUGUUCAAUUUACUUUUUAUUUUAGUAUGUGUAAUAUUCGCUAUACUAUUAGGCAAACUAAUAAAUGUAGAUAUCACCAGAAAACCAAGAAUAUUGGCCCGAACUUGGGGUCAUAUUGACCAAGGAAAUUUUACGUAUAUCUAUUUAACGUUCCAAGGGCCAGUUAUUUUAAACUUAUCCUCUUUAUCUGGUGAUGCAGAUUUGUAUAUAUCAGAUAAUAAUAUGUAUCCAACAUUUGAUGCAGAUACAUAUACAUUGCAUUCUGCUACUUGUGGACAAGAUAUUAUAGAAGUACCUGAAAUAGUUCAAGUACCUUUAGCUGUAGGUAUAUAUGGGUAUUCAGAAAUGAGUGAGUUUAUAUUGGAAGUACAUGAGAAUUUAAAUUCAUCCUACCCAUAUAAACAGUGGGCUAUUAUACAGGAGGAAGGAGAUGUUCAAUCGAUCAAGCCAGAAAAGAAUACCGAAGGAACUAAUAAGAGAGAUACCAUUUCACAGGUUCCAAAAAAGAAAAAAAGGAGAAAAACAGACUCCGAUUUUUCAACUAUAUUUUCAAUCUUAGAAGUUUUAGAAUUAAUAUUUCUUUGAUUGACUAUAUUUACUUUAUAGAUGAUUAUUAAGUGCCUUAAAACAAGUUGAAACAGUUAGAUUUUACUAGGCUUCAGAUUUUGGCAUGUUAACUUGAAGUUAUAUUAUAAAAUUAGUACCUACUUAAAUUCUAAAAAAUGCUAGUUUAUAUAGCUUUGAUACAAAACUUUGAUACUUGCCUUGAUACUGUUGAUUAUAAUUUUUAGUGGGUAUAUUGUCAAUGUCCCAUGCUAAAUUCUGAAAUUUGUUAUACAUAUAAAUAUUGUGAUAAUUGUCGAUGGAUUAAAAUAAGAUAUAAACAUUUAUUCUUACAUCUUAUAGAUAUAUUCAUAUAAUGUAUACAUCAGUGUUUUACAUCUAGUCACUUUGUAAUAAUACACAUGGAAAACUAAUAAACAUUUCAUUUAUUCCCUUUAA